Messenger RNA from Diachasma alloeum, 6025 nucleotides. RefSeq lists its product as uncharacterized. The coding region runs from base 545 to 3469 and encodes 974 amino acids. Gene Ontology annotation, biological process: regulation of transcription by RNA polymerase II. Gene Ontology annotation, cellular component: nucleus. The record is from RefSeq and is a predicted model, not a curated record. Lineage: Eukaryota; Metazoa; Arthropoda; Insecta; Hymenoptera; Braconidae. The transcript is spliced from 5 exons.
UGAUCUGUCGGUACCAAGCUUAGGAUUUGACCAAACGUACUGUCCAGAACUUCCAGAGUACCCUCAGCUUGACCCCUGCUUCGGUCAGCAUGGUGUGACUCGCUGCCCACCAGAUCCAGCCCUUUACAAUGGGCUACAAUUUCCGGGAUACGCGCCUAACUGGGCGCUUCCAGCAGCCUACUGGGACCCCCUCCAGAAGCCGCUGAUCCUCUCACCGCCGAUAUCGCCCGAGUUUCAGUCUCACCUCGACCCCCUGGAUCCAAAGCAGUCCCCCUCAAACCCUGAGGCCCCCUCGAGCUACCCCCAAUUCUACUCACCAACUCCGCCACCUCACCAGCACCUCUCUCACCACCACCACCACCCGCCAAGCCUCUCUCUCCCCCCCUUAAACCGUCAAAACCACCCCCCUAUCACGUUCCCCCCACACACCCCCCUCCCCACUCCCCCUCUCCACCGAAAGCCGCCCCGAGUCCCCAAUCACCCCCAAAAGUCCGAAAACCUCCCCCAUUCGACCCAGACCUCAUCCACCUGGGAGGAAAUCGAGAUGUCAGGGCAGUACCCAGGUCACAGCAGACCUCCAGUGGGCACUCCCCCCCCUCAAACAGUCUGGAAUCACUUGACAAUGACCCAGGGUUCAGGCUUGAACCUCCACCCAACAGCCCUCACCGGAUCCUCCCUGAAUCCAGCGAAUUUCUACAGUCACCCCUCAAUGACUCGAUCAAGCCACUUGAGCUCUCAACUGACCCCCCAACUGGCGCACACACAGGCCCCACCAACCUGGCACACCCCGACAGUCCCCUCUAAGUCCGUAAACUCGUCAAAUCCCCCUGGCAACCCCCUCUUCAGCCUCCAGAUGCUGGUGGACAAUCGCCAGAGCCAGAAUCAAUUUCGUGUCUCCCCAGGUGCCCAAAGCACCCUCGACCUCUCCUCGACCUCAGAACUCCCUGAAAACUACUCACGACUGCCCCAGGACAUCCCCAUCAGUCUGACAGCCCGAUCAAUGGACAAAAGCUCCCGAAAUGGCAACAUAAUAUCCCCUCCGAUUCCCCUGAACGGUGAGACAUCCUCAGACUCUGGUAUAUCGUCAUCAGUGCCCACUCCCAAUUCAAUAAGUGAACCAGUCUCUCUGUCAACUAAGGAGCCCCUGCCAACGCCAAAAAUCAGUGUCAAGAAUUUUGAGAGUAAUCUCAAGGGUGUUGCUAAUCUUCACGAUAAGAUCAAGGAAUUGAGUGGUGAUAAUUUCACCCAGAAGGUGAUUAAUUUACCUCCAAGUGUCACGAUUGAGCGUGUAUCUGGUGAUAAGAAAGAAGAGCCAGUUAAAGUUAAAGAUUCGUUGAGUGUGAUACCACAGGGACGCAAUGUCAUGCCAGUUAUUGUUAAUUUAACAUCGAGAAUGGAUAAGGAUGUUACUGACAGCCCCAGGCGGGAGCCGUCGACUGAACGGGAUCGAAAGGUGGAGGAAUUGAAUGUUAGAUCACCGAAGAAUCUCCCCAAGAGGGGGAAGAAGGGGGUGGACUCACUUCUGGAGAAGCUUGAGGGUGGAAACAAGAAGCUGGGAACUGAGAACAUUGGGUCAGUGAUUGUGACACCAAUCGACGACAAUAGGGACACAUCUAGUGUCAAGAGCAUGUCCCCAGAACGCAGCUUCGACAAAUCGUCAAAGUCCCCGACGAGGGAGGAGGACGUGGUGUCACCGGCCUUCAGCAAUGACGACUCCAACGACAAUACCAAACAGAGGAGGAAAAGGAAACUGGAGAAGCCUGUGAGGCUGAGUAAAGACUCUAAGACAGAAGUUGAAGACAUGGAGCUGGAGCCAACUGAACCUAGGGAGACCAGGAUAGCUGAAGGAGUGGCUGAGGAGGGGCAGCCGGUAGAGGUCUCACCAGGUGAAUCGAAGCCAGAGGAAAGCGAGAAGGAGAACAGAUUAUUAGUCGAGGGAGCUGAGGAGCCGAGUGAGACGGGAAGAGAAAAGAGCAAGGACGAGGAGAUUUCUAAAUCUGGGGAGAACGAGCCUGUGAGGAGGAGAAGAAGCAGUGAGGGGUACAGUGGUAAUCCCACACCGAGGAGUCCAAGGACCAGGAGAAAAUCCAGUGACGAUGUCUCUGAACUGAAGACCUCGAGCCCAAAACGAUCUGCCAAUGCUAAUCCCUUUAACGAGGUUGAGUCGGAACUCGAGAAGAUGUUUGCUGGGAUCGUUGAGCCUGAGAGUGAAGUGAAAAAGGAGGAGGUGAAGGUUGAAGACGUGGAUGAGGUUAAGAGUGAAGGGGUCAAGGUGGAGAGUGAUGAGAAGGGGGAGGACGAGCCGAUGGAGGUGGAGAAGACUUCACCUGUCACGUCGACUGUUGAAGCUAAACCAGCCCCCAAGAGGGGGAAGAAGGGGAGAGGGAGAGGGAAGAAGAGGAAAGUGGCUAGGUCGGUGGACCCUUUGUUCUCGGUUGAUGAUCUUCCGGUUAAGGAGGUGAAGAAGAGGAAAACUAUGAAGGGGGGGAAGAAGCAGGAGGUUGGGAAGAAGAAGAAUAAGAACUUGAAGACGGAUGGGGUCAGGGAGAUGGCGUAUGACUCUGGGUCUAAUGCCAGUUCGAUAAGGUCUAGGGGACCUGUGGUGCACGUGGAGGGACCCAGGGACAGUCCUCUCAGUGUUCAGGUGGUUAAUGCUCCGAGGGAGGAGGAGGAGGAGAAGAGCAAGGAGAAGAGGAAGAGUGUGGGGAAUGGGAGUGCUGGGAGGAGCAAGAGACUCAGUCAUCAGAAUGAUCUUGAUUAUCGUGGGAAGGUUAGUAGAGCUGGAUUAUUCAGUUCUACAUUGUCCUCUCGGUACGACGCACAUACGACAGACUCAACGUGGAUCUGUGUGUUCUGCAAACUCGGUCCACACGCUGUUGUCCCUGGAGAUCCACUCAGACCCCAUCCCAACUUGGCUGGGCCUCAUAUAGCCCCGGGAACUUAUGUUGUGCCUGCCGGGGUCCUCAGUGAUCUCUUUGGGCCGUAUCUCAUUGGCAAUGAACGACUCGAGGAUGGAAUUCUGUCUGCUGAUGAGCAGGAGAUCAAUACUGAGCAGAAAAAGGGAGGGAAGAAUAAGAGGAGUCUGAGGUAUGCUGGGCUGGCCGAUCAGUUCUCAGCGAAAAUGGGGAAGAAGAAGAGGAACUCGGUGGAGGCCACUGCCACCAUGAGCUACUCGGGGAUGACGCUGAUUCCUGGGGAGGAACAGCGGUGGGAGGUGUGGCUGCAUGAACAGUGCGCUGUUUGGGCCGCUGGGGUUUAUUUGGCUGGUGGAAGGGUCACUGGACUUCAGGAAGCUGUCUGGGACGCCACAAAGUCCAUUUGCAAUGCAUGUGGUUUGAGUGGAGCCAAUAUUGGCUGUGUUAAACGUGGCUGCAAAGCUGUCACACAUUACCCCUGUGCACUGACAAAGGGCUGGCUACUGGACACCAAUCAGUAUAUCCCAAGGUGUAACCUACACAGGGUCACGUGAAAUAAAUUUCAAAUCUCCUCAGAUGAUGAACAAAAACCAAAUGAAUAAGCCCCCACGAAUAGCGUUUGGGCUAUGGACAUUUAUCAAUUUCUUGUAAAUGUACAGUGAAUAUUUGUACAUUUUCUUUUGUUUUUGAAAAUUUGAGAAUGAGGGAGGAAUUUAUUGGGGACAUGAAGUCCCAAGAAACGAUCAAACUCGAGUGUGUGAUAAUUGUUCUCGAAGAAUGCAAGGGAAUUUAACAUUUUUGAGGGAAAAUUGUGAAUGUUUGAGGGCUCUUCGUUGACUGGAUUUAAUUGACUUUCUUGGCCCGUGGCCUUGAACAGUGGCCUUUUUCGAUUUAAUAUUUAAAAAAAUGAGGGGUAAUGAAAACGAUGGAGAAAUCAAUGAAAUUUCUUUCUUUCGUUAUUCAAUGAUGUUUAUUUAUGAUUUUUUGUGGGUUAAUUUGGCAGCUUUUUGAUGCAUCUGUUACUUUUUUCUCUGGAUUCAACUGAUUUUGGUUUAUUUUCCUUUGGCUUUUAUUUUGACCUCCGUCGUGAUUAAAAUGUCAGGAGAUUGAUCAAUUUGCGAACAAACGAAGCCUCGGGCGAUGAGAAUUUCUGAGAAAUUUUUUCAAUCUUUCGUCUUCUUUUUAGUUCAUGAAAUAGUCAUUCAAAGCUUUAUUGUCAACUGAUUUGUAUAAAAUUUCGCAUGAGUUUAUUUUGAGUGAUUGCACAUCAUAGUUUCCAUCGAGAUGAAUUCAACAAUGAAAGUGCAAAAAAUAGUCUCGAGACGGGAAUUCGAAUGUUUUAAUGGUCCAGAAUCACCAAUGAUUAUUUUUUAUUUGGAUGAAAUGCAGUGUCUAAUUAAAUUAAAAUCUACAAUCCAUCGAGACUUUCAGGUAUACCGACCGAGUAAAUAGGAUUUUUCCUUAUUUCCUUUCGACAUAAUCUUGUAUAAAAACUAAUGUAUAGAACCACAAUGUAAAUAGCAUUUAUCGUGUAGACGGAAAACAAAUAUAUCUAUAUUAUACAUAAUUAUAUAUAUGUAUCAAUGAAUAUGUGGACUUAAUGAUAGUGAUGAGAAAAUCCCUUGUGAGCUCGUAGUCGUAAUUAUUUCUAAAUAUUAGAUACUAGUGGAGAUGGAAAUAUCAACAACAGAGAUUAAACAAAUUUCUUGUAAAUAAAUAGUCGAAAUAGAGUGUGAGGUAAUGAAUAAAAUAAAAUCAAUAAAAAAAUCAUUGUGAGGUGAAUGAAAAAAAAACUUAAUGUGAAUGAUAGGUGUGAAUGAGGGAAUUUUCUGCGGCGUCCGAAUAAUUAAAUUAGCAUCUCAUUCAGGAGCAUUGAAAUAAUUUAGUCAAAAUUACAUGUAAAUCAUUUAACAUGAGAAAUCACCAAUUUUCGUGGAUUUGUAUGGGAAAAAAAACGUUGAAUAAAAACAAAUUAUAUAUUUAAAUGAGAAAAUAUACGGAACAAAUUUAGUCAGAGUAAAUUCAGAAAAGGGACAAAAAAAUGAUGAAAAAAUAAAUAAUGACUACUAAUGCUUAGAUUUAAUAAGGAAUACAUAUUACAUGGAGAUGAAAACGCUUAUAUUCUACAUUUGUGGAAGGAUUUAAAAUUAUUGAAUGAAGAAUCACAAGAGGAAUUUUAUCUAAGAAGUGUAUAUUAAUCAUUGUGAUACGGAAAACGAACAAGGGGAAGGUAAAAAUUAUUCUGGAGCACGAAGACAAUUCCCCAUUUUUUGCCCCGAUUCAAUUUUUCUAGUUGACUUUGUUCUCAAUACAAUUUUAUAUCAGUGAAAUACAUGAAUAUGAUCGCCAAACGCACACGAAAAAAUUUGUGUCGAGUGCUCCAGAGUAAAAGCGAAUAUCUUCAUUUCGAUAAUGUUCAACUGUAUAAAAACGAAAGAAAAAGACUAAGAAAAACUUAUAAUUUAGAGACAAUUAUCAAAGGUCAUAGGCACGAGGGUAAUCCCAACAUCCCAAUUUUUGGGAGAAGCCUAUCCCAAUUUGUAUAAAGACCGAUAAUAAGAAUGAUUAAAGUGAAACAACAACAGAAAAUUUGUAAGAUAAAAAUAGACAGAGGAGAGUACUGUUUAAUGGCGCCGUCUGGAAGAGUAGAGGAAGUUUAAUAAGAGACUUUACAACCCGUAGGUGAAGGCAAGGCCUUCAUACAAGAAAUAAGAAGACAAAGGAGAAGGAGAUAACAAAUUAUGUACUGUUUAAAAAUCCAUAGGUUUUUAACUUCAUUACUUUCUAUUUUAAACCCAUCUCACCCCUCCUCCCUGCUCCCCUCCGUUUUAUAUUAUUUCUCUCUAUCAUCAUCAUGUAGAAAAUAUUUAAUUAGGAUUAAUAAAUUUUUCAUUUCCGUGACCUGGUUUAAUGUUAGUCGUAUGAGAUGAUUAAAAAACAAAGUAACAUGUAAAAAUGUUUCUUUUGCUGUCUAUUUAAUUACAUAAUGAUUUAUGGAUUCACAUGGAGGAUUGUAACUUGAUAAUGAUUCAAGUACUUUAAGUAUACAGACUUUGUGUAACAUAAAUAUAAUGAACUAAUAAAACACGAUAAAAAAUCUUGGAACAAAU